Bombina bombina (fire-bellied toad) is the source of this 3237-nucleotide messenger RNA. RefSeq names its product Rap guanine nucleotide exchange factor 1 (gene RAPGEF1). Bases 191 to 3187 code for a protein of 998 amino acids. Gene Ontology annotation, cellular component: plasma membrane. Gene Ontology annotation, biological process: Ras protein signal transduction; positive regulation of GTPase activity. Gene Ontology annotation, molecular function: guanyl-nucleotide exchange factor activity. Lineage: Eukaryota; Metazoa; Chordata; Amphibia; Anura; Bombinatoridae. The transcript has 22 exons. The record is from RefSeq and is a predicted model, not a curated record.
CAGUAGGAUCAGCCGGAGCCGGAGCAGUAGCAGCAGCAUUGAGUACGGGCGCUACCGUUACGGUCACACGGAGCCCGCGGUAGAAGCAGCCGGAGCAGCGGGACAUGCAGCAGGGAUAGGCCGCGGCCUGGCGGGCGGGGAGGGCGGCGUAAGACGAGCAGGGCCUACCCUCCCCGGAGCACCGGCGGACAUGUCUGGGCGGAUAGAGAAGGCGGACAGCCAGCGCUCUCACCUUUCAUCCUUCACCAUGAAGCUGAAGGACAAGUUCCACUCUCCUAAAAUCAAGCGCACACCAUCAAAGAAAGGCAAGCCAGCUGAACUGACAGUCAAAACCGAGGAAAAACAGGUCAACAAAACUCUGAGCCGCCUGGAGGAGCAGGAAAAGGAAGUAGUGAACGCCCUGAAAUACUUUAAAACGAUUGUGGACAAGAUGGCUGUAGACAAGAUGGUGCUGGAGAUGCUGCCAGGGUCUGCAAGCAAAGUGUUGGAAGCCAUCCUCCCCUUGGUGCACCCAGAUGCCCAUUCUCAGCAAAGCACAGCGAUUUCCUCGUGCUACAGCCGCGUCUACCAAUCCUUGGCCAAUCUCAUCCGCUGGUCUGACAAGGUGAUGCUGGAGGGGGUAAACUGUGAGGAUAAAGAGGUGGUGGCUACGGUCAAGGCUGUCAUAAAGGCUGUGCUGGAUGGUGUGAAGGAACUGGUGCGUCUGAUGAUUGAGAAGCAGGAACACCCAUCCCCCACUUCACCAGUGAAACCCACUUUACCAGCAUGCAACUCAGACAGCACCACGGAGCUGCCCCUGUCAGAUCGUGAAUUGGAGAUCCUCAGCAGGACACCGGAGCCCGCGUGCAGAGAUGCACAGACAGAUUGUCUUGAGACAGAGGAACCGGCUCCACCAAAACCUCCCCUUCCUGGUAUCCGCGUAAUGGAAAUCAGCCCACCCCCAGCAUUACCACCAAAGAAACGACAAUCUGCACCUUCCCCCACACGAGUGGCAGUAGUGGCACCAAUGAGCCGAGCCACCAGUGGAUCCAGCUUACCUAUUGGCAUCAGCAGCCAGGAUUUUGAUGUUGAUCGCUACCCGCUUCGGAGGCUGUCUGGAGGAAGCCAGUCCUAUGGCGGAGAGUCCCCACGUCUGUCACCUUGCAGCAGCAUAGGCAAACUCAGCAAGUCUGAGGAACAGCUCUCCUCUUUGGAUAGAGACAGUGGUCAGGGAUCCCGAAACACCAGCUGCGAGACUUUGGAUAAUUACGACCCAGAUUAUGAGUUCCUUCAGCAGGACCUGUCGAGUGCAGACCAGGUUCUCGGCCCAGCGACUGGAAUCCUAAGCCCUCUCCCAGAAUCCCUUGGGGAGUCCUGUUCCCCCUUCCAAGGACAGAGUUUCCAGCUGCCUCCCCACAGCUCUCCACACCAAGAUCCUUUACACCCCACAGCUGUAGAAACUCCUCCUGCCCUUCCUGAAAAAAAGCGCAGGAGUGCUGCCUCUCAGCCCUCAGACUGUCCACUUAGCACACGCAUGUGUUAUGAACGUCACCCCUCACAGUAUGACAAUAUUUCUGAGGAUGAUGUACAGCCUAUGGCUGUCUCCUCUACGCCCUUUGCCACAGUUUUACCUUUCCAGCAAGGUAGCAGUGGUCAGGUGCAGUUUGUGGCUGACUUUGCAGCAGUGGAUUGCGAUGGUGUAUCUGAAAUGCCACCCCCUUUGCCUGAGAAGAAAAACAAGCAUAUGAUGACGUACAUGCGCUUUGUGGAAGAUUACUCGGAGCCACAACCGUCCGUUUUCUAUCAGACGCCCCAAAAUGAGCACAUCUACCAGCAGAAGAACAAGCACCUACGAGAAGUAUACGGUUUUAACGACUCCUUCAGUAGCCUCGAUUCCGGGCAUGAGUCCAUUCCGCCUCCUGCGCUGCCCCCAAAGCAGAGACAGUUGCAGGCUCCCUUUGCUGCCUCUUCUUUUUCUCUCUCGUACUGUGCCCAGCCAGCCAAAGGGGUCUUCCAUGCCGAGGACACCAGCCAUCCUCAGGGCGUCAGUCUGUCCGUCUCUAACUGCUUUCUGAGCCGCCACGGCUCCUUUCCUGUGCCUUCGGAGUCACCUGUAUUAAAUGAUACACUCCAGACUAACUCUGUAUCGCCAUCUUGUGUCCAAGGAAUAGAGACUCUAGAAGCGACAGACAGACCACCCAAGUCACCUGAUGACCUAGAGGAAGAGGAAAACGAGGAGACAGAUGAACUUUCGCUGGUUGAUCACAAUGAGAUAAUGGCCAAGCUGACACUUAAGCAAGAGGGGGAUGAUGGCCCUGACGUAAGAGGGGGCUCUGGGGACAUCUUGUUGGUCCAUGCCACAGAGACAGAUCGGAAAGAUCUGGUUUUGUAUUGUGAAGCUUUCUUGACUACCUACAGAACCUUUAUUUCUCCAGAAGAGCUGAUCCAGAAGCUCCAGUACAGAUAUGAGCGGUUCUGUCACUUCCAGGACACCUUUAAGCAGCGUGUGAGCAAGAAUACCUUCUUUGUGCUGGUGAGAGUGGUGGAUGAAUUAUGUUUAGUGGAACUGACAGAUGAGAUCUUGAAGUUGCUAAUGGAGCUGGUGUUUCGACUGGUGUGUAAAGGGGAUCUCAGCCUGGCACGAGUCCUGCGCAAAAACAUCCUAGAAAAGGUGGAAAACAAGAGGAUGCUCAGCCAUGCCAAUUCUGCCAUGAAACCUCUUGCAGCAAGGGGAGUGGCAGCCAGGCCGGGCACACUCCAUGACUUCCACAGUCAUGAAAUUGCAGAGCAGCUCACUCUGUUGGAUGCUGAACUCUUCUACAAAAUAGAGAUACCAGAGGUUCUGCUUUGGGCAAAAGAGCAAAAUGAGGAGAAGAGCCCAAACCUCACUCAGUUCACUGAGCACUUUAACAACAUGUCAUACUGGGUCCGAUCGAUCAUUAUGCUUCAGGAAAAAGCACAAGAUCGGGAGAGGCUGCUGCUUAAAUUCAUAAAGAUCAUGAAGCACCUGAGGAAGCUAAACAAUUUCAACUCGUACCUUGCCAUCUUGUCUGCUCUGGAUUCUGCACCCAUCCGCAGACUGGAGUGGCAGAAACAGACCUCGGAGGGCCUUGCAGAGUACUGCACACUGAUUGAUAGUUCGUCAUCUUUCCGAGCCUACAGGGCUGCUCUAUCAGAAGUGGAGCCCCCUUGUAUACCUUACUUGUAAGUGCCCUCCUCUUGUCUGUGUGUGUAUACGGCACAAUGUAUAAGUACCAA